GGAGACUGGUAGGAAGAACCGAUAUCAAAAAAACUUGGGUUGACGAGAAUCCGCGGAUGUUCGGACUCGAGUGAAAUGCCGAAAAGUCGUUUUUGAAUAGACCCAAACAAUACGCCAACAUUCCUUCGGAGGGAUUCCCGGAACGCGGGCUGGGGGUUAUGCGGAGACUAUCAAUAGUAACCAGAUUCUAGACCUGCCGACAACCUGGUCUCCCUAGAUCCAGAAACCAACGGACAAGUUCCUUUGGCAAAGCAUGUCAAAGUUGUUUGCGCACGAUCGCUUGAAUCUUUAUGCAUAGAAUAGCAUAUUCAUCUUGUCGCAACCUCCAGAGAAUCACCCAUAGCCAGAGUAUCCCGCACACUAUAGAUGUGCAUGUACAUCGAGGACUUUCAAACGCCUACUACACCAGAACAGCCUGUUACAGAUACCACAUCAAAGUCACCUCUCGAAAUCGCCAUUCUUCAAACAUACGGUAUUUUGCCCUUACCCUCGCAUCCCGAUAAAGCUAUCCCAGUUCCCCGUCAGAUUCAUCAUGGCAGCUCGGUAGCAAAGGAGCGACCGAAAUCGUGGCCUUCGGCGCCCGACACGCUGAUCUCUUCUCGACAACCUGAACGCACUACGGGGAUACCGACGUCCCCCGCCACUUUGCAACCAAUUACCUCACCUUCGGUACUGAUCAAAACCGUGUUGCAAAGGCGUAUGAUUUCUAUAAAGCGGGGUGGUGUGAAGACGUCCGGUCGUGGACGGCAAAGAAGCGCCAGCAUGUUGACUCCACGAUGUAACGCUGUGUCAUCUUGUGGUGUGGUCGUAGAGGAGGAUGAGAGCGAGGAGCACACUAAAUAG
Spizellomyces punctatus DAOM BR117 is the source of this 843-nucleotide messenger RNA. RefSeq lists its product as uncharacterized. Lineage: Eukaryota; Fungi; Chytridiomycota; Chytridiomycetes; Spizellomycetales; Spizellomycetaceae. The coding region runs from base 367 to 843 and encodes 158 amino acids. The transcript is spliced from 2 exons. The record is from RefSeq and is a predicted model, not a curated record.